Gadus morhua (Atlantic cod) is the source of this 2811-nucleotide messenger RNA. RefSeq names its product retinol dehydrogenase 13. The transcript has 7 exons. The coding region runs from base 114 to 1154 and encodes 346 amino acids. The record is from RefSeq and is a predicted model, not a curated record. NCBI's taxonomy places the organism in Eukaryota, Metazoa, Chordata, Actinopteri, Gadiformes, Gadidae.
GCAUGCGCGGCCCAUGUGACCUUGUGUUGACUGGACUGCAGCACUGUCUCUCUGUAUCAUAAUGUUUGACAUUACUUUAUUCAUGUCUAUUUUAUAACUGUAAACCGGCCGCAAUGAGCAAAUACAUCCUACCGUUGUCUGCUUUCGGAACGGCUGUGGGGUUUGCUGUUCUCUUGAAGGACUAUGUGACCCGGGGCCCGUGCCCCAGCAAGGCAACCAUCCCGGGGAAGACGGUGGUAAUCACAGGCGCCAACACGGGCAUCGGGAAGGCCACCGCCCAGGAGCUCGCCAAGAGAGGGGGUCGGAUCAUUCUGGGAUGUCGGGACCUGGUGAAGUGUGAGGCGGCGGCGCGGGAGAUCCGGGGGAAGACCCUGAACCCCCACGUCUACGCCCGGGAACUGGACCUGGCCUCCGUCCGCUCCAUACGCCGCUUCGCCCAGGCCAUCAACCAAGAGGAGCGGCGGGUCGACAUCCUGAUCAACAACGCGGGGGUGAUGCGCUGUCCGGCGGGGAAGACGGAGGACGGCUUCGACAUGCAGUUCGGGGUUAACCAUCUCGGCCACUUCCUGUUGACCCACCUCCUGCUGGAGAAGCUGCAGGACUGCGCCCCCAGCCGGGUGAUCAACGUGUCAUCGCUGGCCCACGUCGUGGGGCAGAUGGACUUUGAGGACCUCAACUGGGACAGGAAGAAGUUUGAUACCAAGCGGGCGUACUGCCAGAGCAAGCUGGCCAACGUCCUGUUCACCAGGGAGCUCGCCGCGCGGCUCCGGGGUACUGGGGUGACGGUGAACUGUGUGCACCCUGGGGUGGCGUCCACUGAGCUGGGGAGACACACGGGCCUCCACCAAUCGCCCUUCUCCACCACGGUGCUCAGUCCGUUCUUCUCGCUGCUGGUGAAGGGCCCGGCGCUGGGGGCCCAGCCCAGCGUGUACCUGUCCGUGGCCCCCGAGCUGGAGGCUGUGACGGGCCGCUACUACGACGUGCUGACGGAGACGGAGCCCGCCCCGCAGGCGCUAGACCCGGACGCCGCCCGCCGCCUCUGGGACGCCAGCAGCAGCCUGCUGGGUCUGGAGGCCGGCCCCCCGGGACAGACCGCCCCGGGACCCGCCCCCGGUCCUACAGAGACCGGGGGGGCGGGGGUCGUAGUGGACUGACUGAGGCGCGGCGCUCUCUGGCUGCCACGGGACCCGGAGAUGGAUCGCUAUGGAAACGACCUUAGAGACUUAAACUAUGAACUCUGAAAAGGGUUUUAUUAGAGGGACUCCCCGUGAGAUGCAGGUCAUUAAGGAGCACUUGGGGGGGGGGGGGGGGGGGAGGGGGGGGGGUCAGUGGUCAUGUGCAGACGCCGGGAUCGGAUCCGUUACCCUUGUGUGGACGGGUUGGACAGGGGAUGGGAACAUCCGCCGUCUCUCCUCAGAACCUGGUGCUGUAGUGACAUCUGGUGGCUCAAAGCUGUACUACAUCAUCUCUCCUCAGAACCUGGGCUGGUCUGCGCCAACUGGGCGUAAGCCUGGUCUUAACUACACCUGGUCGUAACUUGGCGUUCUAAGUCCGACCUAACCGUUACGCCGGUUGCACCAACUGGGCUUAGCGUUCUUUUCACUAAGACCAGGGGUAAAUCCUACGCCUGGUCAGGGGCAGGCGUAGAGUCCCGAUUCCCGGCUGUUUCUAUAGCAGUUACAUCCGAUCCAUCCAGCGCAAUCAUGGCACGUGUAAUACAUGUACAACGAGCGGGCAUUUAGACGGGAAAGAGUAAUUAGGGACAGAAGCAAUCCAUUGGACAUUUCAUUGCGCUUCGCUUCUAUGCAAACGGGGCAUCUCAAAACACAGCCGGCGAUAUGAUCGGUGUUCACAGAUCGACCGCCUGUCGGGUUAUCCGGAGGGUUUCACUGCCUUCGUGGGGAGAUGCGGAUGCACCCAGAUCGGGUCUGCACACUAAUAGCUGCGUGCACUGUUCUGCACAACAUCUGCAUCUCCAAAAGAAUCCCUCUCCCCAGACCCCAUCAGCCACCGGCAGUCCCCAAGGAAGACGUGCGUCCAGCCAGAGCAAUUGAAGAUUUCGCAGGCCGAUUAGUCCGUGCUGAACUUAUUAAUCAGUUUUGAAUAUUGUUUUAGUUAUGUAUAUAUGUUUUAUAUAGGCCCACACAUUAAACAGAUCUCUCCUACAGUCUCAAAACACCUCAAUUAGCUCCUUGAUGUUCAAUGCAUUGCUUCUGUCAAAAACAACCAUUCCCGGCAAAAUGCCUGCUUGUAAACCAGACAACACAAAUACCUAUUUUAAUUACAUUUGUUUGCAGUGUUUUAUUGUUAUGCAUUAACACAAUUGAUGAAUGACAUUGAAUGAAAGAAUGAAAUAUUUAUUCCGGUGUCCAACAGCAUGUCAAGCAAAAUUGUAAAUAGCUGUCGGCGCGAGGUAUCCUAGCAACGCGGUGAUAUGCGUAUUUCAUGGAACAUUCACAUGGCCGCGCAUGGCUAGACCCGGAGCAGUUACGACCAGGCCCCUGGUGCUGUAGCGACAUCUGGUGGCUCAAAGCUGUACUACAUCAUCUCUCCUAAGAACCUGGGGCAGUACUGACACUUGGUGGCUGAAAGCUUUACUUCAUGGAAAUGGAGAAGCCUAACUUAAAAAAGAAACAGCUAAAUGUCUUGAAAAAAAAACGUGACUAGAUAACCAUAAUAUAUGAAUGUAGCCUACAAAUAUGAAAUCUGCCAUAUUGUUCGUGUUUCACUUCGGGAAGUCUUCCAUCUCUUUUUUGAAAAUGAUGAAAAAAGUUUUCAUAGUUUAUUAAAACAAUCAUGGGCACAUUCUAA